Messenger RNA from Aphanomyces astaci, 1325 nucleotides. RefSeq lists its product as hypothetical. The record is from RefSeq and is a predicted model, not a curated record. Gene Ontology annotation, cellular component: mitochondrion. The transcript has 5 exons. Gene Ontology annotation, molecular function: L-aspartate:2-oxoglutarate transaminase activity; pyridoxal phosphate binding. The coding region runs from base 30 to 1298 and encodes 422 amino acids. NCBI's taxonomy places the organism in Eukaryota, Oomycota, Saprolegniomycetes, Saprolegniales, Verrucalvaceae. Gene Ontology annotation, biological process: amino acid metabolic process; biosynthetic process.
CAAGCCCCAAAUUGCAAUUUGCCAGCUCCAUGAUGUUUUCCCGCCUGUCAAAAGCGCUUCAAGCGACGCGCAGCCUCUCCACGAAGUCGUGGCUCGAGGCUGUGCCCAUGGGCCCUGCCGAUCCCAUCCUCGGUUUGACGGACAAGUUCAACAAGGACACGGACCCACGCAAGGUGUCGCUCGGUGUCGGCGCGUACCGUGACGACAACGGCAAGCCGUAUGUGCUUCCGUCGGUGUGGGAAGCCGAAGACCGCCUCCUCAAGGCCAAGAAGAACAAGGAGUACUCUGGCAUUGGUGGCACCAAGGACUUUGUGGACCUGUCGUUGAAGUUUGCCUACGGCGACGACUCCAAGGCCCUUCGUGACGGCCGCGUCGUCGGCGUCCAAACCAUUUCCGGCACGGGUGGAUGCCGCUUGGCUGGCGAGUUUUUCGCGCGCUUUCUUGGCAAGAACACGGCGAUCUACCUCCCCAACCCCACUUGGGGCAACCACAUCCCCAUCAUGAAGGAUGCGGGCUUGGACGUGAAGCGCUACUCGUACUUUGAACCUGCGUCCCGUGGGUUGAACUUCUCGGGCCUGAUCAGUGACUUGCAAGGCGCGCCGUCCAAGUCGGUGUUCCUCUUGCACGCGUGUGCCCACAACCCCACCGGCGUCGACCCGACAUUGGACCAAUGGAAGGAAAUCUCGGCGGUCAUGAAGGCCAAGGAACACAUUGUCUUCUUCGACUGCGCCUACCAGGGCUUUGCUUCCGGCGAUGCCGACCGCGACGCCGCCGCCCUCCGCCUGUUUGUCGAAGACGGGCACAACGUGGUGCUGUCGCAGUCAUAUGCCAAGAACUUUGGCUUGUACGGCGAACGCGUGGGAGCGUUGAGCAUUGUGUGCAAGGACGCCGACGAAGCUGCCCGGGCCGAGUCCCAGCUCAAGAUCCUGAUCCGCCCCACCUACUCGAACCCACCCAUCCACGGCGCGCUGCUGGUGUCCACCAUUCUGGGCGACGACACGCUCAAGAAGCAAUGGUACUCGGAAUGCAAGGGCAUGGCCGACCGCAUCAUUUCCAUGCGCCGCCUCUUGAAGGAAAACAUCGCCAAGGUGGACGGGUCCACGACCGAAUGGAACCACAUCACAGACCAGAUCGGCAUGUUCUGCUACACGGGCCUCACCGAGCCCCAGGUCGACCGCAUGAUCUCGACCCACCACAUCUACCUGACCAAGGACGGCCGCAUCAGCAUGGCCGGCGUCACGUCUAAGAACGUCGAGUACAUUGCCCAGAGCAUCGCCGAAGUCGUGCAACACGCGUAAUAUGAGAGCAACUUACUUGUUGAUUGC